Diceros bicornis minor is the source of this 2104-nucleotide messenger RNA. RefSeq names its product nucleolar pre-rRNA processing protein NIP7 (gene NIP7). The transcript is spliced from 5 exons. NCBI's taxonomy places the organism in Eukaryota, Metazoa, Chordata, Mammalia, Perissodactyla, Rhinocerotidae. Bases 238 to 780 code for a protein of 180 amino acids. The record is from RefSeq and is a predicted model, not a curated record. Gene Ontology annotation, cellular component: nucleus; preribosome, large subunit precursor; nucleolus. Gene Ontology annotation, biological process: ribosomal large subunit biogenesis; ribosome assembly. Gene Ontology annotation, molecular function: RNA binding.
GGCGCCGGCUCCAAAUCUAGGACCGGAAGCAGCGGGGCAUACUUCCGGUCUCUAUGGUGUCUCAUGUGGCCGCCUGUCUUAACCCGACGGUCCUCCAGACUACGGGGCGCUAGCAUGGGGAACAACUGAAAAGCAGCUAGAGAGGUAGGCUUUGGGGUUGCCAGGGAGCGGCUGGCGGCUGACUUCCGUUUCCGGCGACUGAGGCACGAGGAUCCUGUGUUCCAACCCAGAAGGAAAAUGCGGCCUUUGACUGAAGAGGAGACCCGCGUAAUGUUUGAGAAGAUAGCAAAAUACAUCGGGGAGAAUCUUCAGCUGCUGGUCGACCGGCCCGACGGCACCUACUGUUUCAGGCUGCACAACGACCGGGUGUACUACGUGAGCGAGAAGAUCAUGAAAUUGGCCGCUAAUAUCUCCGGUGACAAGCUGGUGUCGCUGGGGACCUGCUUUGGAAAAUUCACUAAGACCCACAAGUUCCGAUUGCACAUCACAGCUCUGGAUUAUCUUGCACCUUAUGCCAAGUAUAAAGUGUGGAUAAAGCCUGGAGCAGAGCAGUCUUUCCUGUAUGGGAACCAUGUGUUGAAAUCUGGACUGGGCCGAAUCACUGAAAAUACUUCUCAGUACCAGGGAGUGGUGGUGUACUCCAUGGCAGACAUCCCUUUGGGUUUUGGGGUGGCAGCAAAGUCUACACAAGACUGCAGGAAAGUAGACCCCAUGGCGAUUGUGGUAUUUCAUCAAGCAGACAUUGGGGAAUAUGUGCGGCAUGAAGAGACAUUGACUUAAAAUGAAAUCAUCGCAAGGACUUAUGGCUGUGUGGAAGGGCCUAGCUUUGUUUCCUGUGUCUGUGUAGGCUCCACCAUCAUGUUGAAUUUUGUCAACACUGUGACUGCUUCAGGGACUUCUUAGUUUAAUCUUCUAUUAUGGACCAUUGCAGGCUGGAUUCUUACACACAGAAAUGGCUCAAGAAUGGGGUUUCAGAUCUUUGUGACUAAAUAGAAUACUAUGUUUUAUAUUUGAAUCAGAGGGCUUCUUGUUUUGAGUAACAGGUUCUGAAUUGUUGGAACUGAGGACAAGAAUAGCUGAUUGUUAUCUGUGAUAACACUGUUUUCCAAACACAUGAUAGGAACACAUGAAUUUUCUUAAUUAUUUAUUAGUACUAUGAAAGAUAGAAUAGUAGGUCAUGGCUGUGAUUAUACAAAUGAAAUUUGGAUAAAAUAAUAAGAACAGUUUGCUCUCCUAAUUUUCUGUAUGGUAGGUGCUGUGUGGUGUGAAAGAAAAACUUGGAUUCAAACCCCAAUUCUGAUACCUACCAGCUCCAUGGCCUUAGAUGAGUCGUUAAACUUUUUUGUGUGUGUGAGGGAGAUCACCCCUGAGCUAACACCCGUGCUAAUCCUCCUCUUUUUUUUUUUUGCUGAGGAAGACCGGCUCUGAGCUAACAUCUAUUGCCAAUCCUCCUCCUUUUUUUUUCCCCCAAAGCCCCAGUAGAUAGUUGUAUGUCAUAGUUGCACAUCCUUCUAGUUGCUGUAUGUGGGACGCGGCCUCAGCAUGGCCGGAGAAGUGGUGCGUCGGUGCGUGCCCGGGAUCCGAACCUGGGCCGUCAGUAGCGGAGCGCGUGCACUUAACUGCUAAGCCACCGGGCGGGCCCCGAGUCGUUAAACUUUAAUAAGCUUUAUUUUCUUUUUCUGUUUCAAAAAACGACAUUAAUUAUCCACCUAAGAAUGGUUUUUAGAAUCAGAAAUCAUGAUUGUAAAGCGCUUAGCACAGUGCCUGAUAAAAGAUAGGUGUUGAAUAAAUGGUAAGAGUUAUUUUUAUAUUGCAUAUACUAUUUCUGUUACUAAGAGUAGGAUCUAAUGAGUAUAGUUUGAUUAUAUUAUCUUGAUUUUUACAAGCUUUUUUUUUUUCUCCUUGAUCUUUUCUUUUUUCUUGCGUGGUGUGAUCCCAGGCUGAAUGUUAUUUUCAUCACCUUGAUUUCCUAAAACAUAAUUUCUCUUAUGAACCUUUACCUACCCGACUGGACAAAAAGCACCAGUCAGAGACCCUGAAAUAAUUCAACUCCUCCAUCCUUCCCCAUACCUCCCAAAAUUAUUUUUAGAAUUAUUACAAUAUU